AUGUCCGUACCGGCACUUCCAGUUACCCUCGCACCUGCCCUAAGCGGCCGCGACGCCGUAGCUGACGCCCUCUAUCGCGCCGUCGUCGCCUUAGACACCGCCGACGAUGCUCUGUUCAAAUCUGCCUUCACGACUGAUGCCGUCUUGGACCCAAUGCUAUACCAUGCUCACCAAAUUGGACACCAACCACUCCUUUCCAACAUGCGUAUCAACAUCACGGAAGGAGACUCGAAGGCUCAAGUGACAUGCUCUGCUCUUUCUCAACACUACCGUGGUGGAGAGGGCAUGAAUCCCAGCUCUGACUUUCUGCUUGCUGGUGGAUUGUACUGGGUGGAGCUGGUUAAGGAUUCUGGAGACGGAUUGUGGAAGAUAAAACACUGGACGCUAAAGUCAACUUGGGGACAAGGUGACUGGGGCAUUCUUGGCAAAUAG
Messenger RNA from Schizosaccharomyces octosporus yFS286, 432 nucleotides. RefSeq lists its product as uncharacterized. The record is from RefSeq and is a predicted model, not a curated record. The transcript is spliced from 2 exons. NCBI's taxonomy places the organism in Eukaryota, Fungi, Ascomycota, Schizosaccharomycetes, Schizosaccharomycetales, Schizosaccharomycetaceae. Bases 1 to 432 code for a protein of 143 amino acids.